AUGCCCCCGCGAUUACAUCUCUUCGCCGCCCGAUCGGUAACAUUCAGGCCCAAGCCCUCGGCCUCUUCCCAAUCCUUCACCCCCCCAGCGGUCCUGCAGCAACGGACAGCAAGCGAUGAUGUGUCGAAGAAACCGGCAACCACCCCUGUCGCCCCGGGUACCAAAGCCCCAUACCAGGACCAGUUACCACACGUAACGGAGGAGCAAGCGGCGUUGGACAAAUCUAUGGGGGAAACUCCACCAGAUAUCGAGCAGGGUACACCCGUCCAAGAGAUCUUGCGAAGAGACAAGGAUGCACAAGAAAAGGCUCCAAAAGUUUUGAAAGACGACCUGAAAAAGCCCUCACCGCCCGGCACGCGAUCGUAUUCGACUGCGGUAGAGAGGCCACUCCCGUCACAGAACAACGCGAGGGUCGAGUUUCGGGACAUGAAAGUCGUGGGCCUAGACUAUCCUGAUGCUGGGUUUGGCCACAAGUUUGUUCUGCCGGAUAUUCAGGGCAUGACGAAACUGGACAACUUCAGAAGUCGGUACGACCCGGUGGUAGACCAGGUCACGAAGAGCAUCAUGAGGCACGGGAAGCUGAGUAGGGCUCAAUCUAACAUGACUACGAUUCUCGACAUCCUGCGUACGGCUCCGGUCCCCUCUGCGGCAGGUAACGAACAGAGCAGCACCGGCACCGAGAGAUCUCUGGUGUCCACCGUGCCUCGCGAAGCACUUCCCCUCGAACCGGUGAAAUAUCUCACGGCAGCCAUCGACUCGGUGGCUCCACUUAUCAAGAUCCGGCAACAAAAAGGUAUCAUGGGCGGCGGUGCCAGUUUGCCCCUCCCCGUACCAUUGGGCCUGCGACAGAGAAGGCGGACGGCGAUACAGUGGAUACUCGCGGCCGCCGACAGCAGAAGGGAACUCACCUUGGCCGAGCGGGUUGCCAAGGAGGUUAUAAAUGUCGCGGAGGGUAGAAGCUCUGCGUGGGAAAAGAGACAGAGAGUACAUAGGCUCGCCAUCAGUGCAAGAGCCAACAUCCGAAUUGCGGCCGGCGGGAGACGAAUCAAGAAGAAGGCAGGAUCCCGUUAG
This is a messenger RNA of Exophiala spinifera, 1071 nucleotides long. RefSeq lists its product as uncharacterized. Gene Ontology annotation, biological process: translation; ribosomal small subunit assembly. NCBI's taxonomy places the organism in Eukaryota, Fungi, Ascomycota, Eurotiomycetes, Chaetothyriales, Herpotrichiellaceae. Gene Ontology annotation, molecular function: rRNA binding; mRNA binding; structural constituent of ribosome. The record is from RefSeq and is a predicted model, not a curated record. Gene Ontology annotation, cellular component: ribosome. The coding region runs from base 1 to 1071 and encodes 356 amino acids. The transcript is spliced from 3 exons.